UUGUUUCGCGCCAGAACCUAACGAAUUCAGCUGAGUGGACCCCAUCUUACUAGAAAGAAAAUAAACAGUUAAAACGCCGCUCGCACGGAAGCUUGAAUAAAAUGAAAAGAAGCAGCAGCAGAAUUGCAGAAACAUAAAAGCUCAGAAGAGGAAAGAAACGAGUACACUCCCCAAAUACGCUGAUGAUCGAGAAAAUGGCUUGCGAGUGCCACUAUAUGCAUCUGAUUAUCAUUGUCUUCUCCGCAAUGUUGAUUUCCCAGGGUCUCGCAUCCACUGAUCCGGCUGACGUCACAGCUCUCCGGGAUCUAUACAAGACAUUGAACUAUCCGCCGGUGUUGGAAAAAUGGAAUCUUGAAGAUCCUUGUGAGGAGUCUUGGACAGGAGUUGCAUGUUCAGGAUCGUCAGUCGUGCACCUCAAAAUUCAAGGAUUGAAUCUCACAGGACAUCUUGGAAGCCAGCUCCAUCAUCUACAUAAUUUGAAGAUGCUUGAUGUCAGCUCCAAUAACAUAGAAGGGGAAAUACCAUUCAUCUUACCCCCGAAUGCCACCCAUAUAAACAUGGCUUGCAACUAUUUGGGCCAAAAUAUUCCUCACUCAUUGACUAUGCUGAAAAGACUACGACAUUUGAAUCUAAGCCACAAUUUGUUAUCUGGACCCAUCGGCAAUGUUUUUACAGGCCUAGAUAAUCUCAGAGAGAUGGACCUUUCGUAUAACAAUUUCACAGGAGAUCUACCCAGUUCAUUUGGUUCCUUGAAAAACCUUACUAGAUUGUUCUUGCAAAAUAACAACUUCACUGGAUCGGUCACAUAUCUGGCUGACCUUCCUCUUACAGACUUGAACAUUCAAGGUAAUCUAUUCAGCGGCAUUAUUCCGCAGCACUUUCAGUACAUACCAAAUUUAUGGAUCGGAAGUAAUAAGUUCCGUGCAGACGCCAAUUCUCCUCCCUGGGUUUUUCCUUUGGAUAGGGCACCAGUUGAGUACAACAUUAGUCGCCCGCCCACGAAUCAGGCAAAUGCCAUCGAGAACUAUUCCUCUCGCAAAAGCAAAGUAAGUGGGCACAAGAAGAAAUUUAUGACUGCUGGAGGAGUAGCUUUAAUGGUUGGUGGGGUGGCGCUAAUAGCUACAGGUGUAGCGCUGUUCAUUGCAAUCCGCUUACAGAGGUUCAAAAGCUUAGAAAGCAGCCAUAGCUCAUUGAAAGCUCAUCCAACUAUUGCAACCAUAGAAGUCUCUCCUACCACGCCAGAAGAAAGCCCACGAAUCCCGCCAUUUAAUUCUGCAUCACUUUUGGGUCCAAGGCGAUUACCUCCCUUGCCCCAUCACAGAACAGAUGCCACGUCAAGAAGAAGUUUUUCCAAGAGAUGCAGAUUCUCCGGAAGGACAAAAGUUUACUCAGUGGGAGAGCUUCAGUUAGCCACAGACAGCUUCAGUGAAGACAACUUUUUGGGAGAGGGAUCUUUGGGUCCUGUUUACAGAGCCGUGUUUCCAAAUGGCCAAACUUUGGCUUUGAAGAAUAUCAACAUGGCGGGCCUGUCUUUCCACGAAGAGGAAAAGUUUUUGGAUGUCGUUUCCACCGCUUCCCGUCUGAGGCACCCCAACAUCGUUGCGCUUAAUGGUUAUUGUAUGGAGCACGGGCAGCAUCUUCUUGUUUACGAUUAUGUUAGAAGCUUAACUCUGGACGAUGCUCUCCACAUGAAGGCCUACAAGCCUUUAUCGUGGGCCCUCCGUCUCCGGAUUGCCCUUGGUGUUGCCCAGGCUUUGGACUAUUUGCACUCGACGUUCUCCCCUCCUGUAGUCCACGGCAACUUGAAGGCUGCCAAUAUCCUUCUCGACGAGAAUCUGGCGCCUUGUGUCUCUGACUGUGGCCUAGCUACUUUGAGACCGCUGACGAACAACAAAGUCAGAGGUUCUGAACUUGCAACUGAGGACGCAGGCUGCAUUGCACCAGACCAUGGCCAACCAGGAGUUAGCAACACGAAGAGUGAUGUCUAUGCGUUUGGGGUGUUGCUUCUGGAAUUAUUAACGGGAAAGAAACCUUACGACGAUUCGAGGCCAAGGGAGGGACAAUAUCUGGGGAAAUGGGCAUCAUCGAGGCUUCAUGACAGUGAGAGUUUGGAACAGAUGGUGGAUCCCGGAAUUAAAGGGACUGUUUCAACCAAAGCUCUUUCUCAUUAUGCCGAUAUCAUCACCCUCUGCAUACAGCCCGCGAAGGAAUUCCGACCUCUGAUGUCCGAGGUGGUUGACUCUCUUAUAACCUGUUCGCGAAAGAUUAACAUGGGCACAUCCAAGACUGGUGGUGCAGAAGCUGAUAUCACUGACUUGGAUCCAAUUGACAAGUCUUUCCGUUCAACCAAUACUCGCUUUCUGGGUUCCCCCGCAUAUAGCUACGUAUCCGCCUGACAGAUGCAGAUGACAUCGAUUGCUAGAAACUUCAUUUGAUUUUUGCUCUGCAGUCAAAGACUUCUUCCAAACUGUAAAUCCUUCUCUGAUAUGGAUUGUUGAUGCAGCAUACUCUGCUCUCAUUGCAUAGCUUAGACAUGUACCUCCGUGAAUUCCAAUUGCGCAACAUGCCACUACACCUUACUCAAUCUUGAUAAAAGCACUACGCUAGAAGUAUUUCUGAUUUUUUUGAACUUUUUAAACAGGGACAUGCAAUAAGCAAGAAAAAAUAUUUAAUUGUUUGCGUAAUAUCUAUUAUAAUUUUAUAAUUAUUAAUUAUAAGUUUAUUUUCAUUUUUUAAUUUAUUUCAAAUUAAGAAUAAUAACUUCUAUAUUUUUUUCUUUUCAUUUCAUUGAGCCUGUGGAAUACCCAUGUUUGAGAGAGUUCACGACUAUAUGCGUCUAUUAUUGGAAACUCGCGUCUUUAGUUUGCUUCCAUGUCUUCCUACUUCUAACAAAUACGUUCCCUGUUUUCAUUUUGCAAGACAGUUCUCUAUAUGUAACGCA
This is a messenger RNA of Prosopis cineraria, 2941 nucleotides long. Its product is annotated as protein STRUBBELIG-RECEPTOR FAMILY 2. The transcript is spliced from 16 exons. Gene Ontology annotation, biological process: protein phosphorylation. Gene Ontology annotation, molecular function: ATP binding; protein binding; protein kinase activity. The record is from RefSeq and is a predicted model, not a curated record. Bases 183 to 2396 code for a protein of 737 amino acids. NCBI's taxonomy places the organism in Eukaryota, Viridiplantae, Streptophyta, Magnoliopsida, Fabales, Fabaceae.